Molecule: messenger RNA, 5456 nt
Organism: Trichoplusia ni (cabbage looper)
Lineage: Eukaryota; Metazoa; Arthropoda; Insecta; Lepidoptera; Noctuidae
Exons: 20
Coding region: 182-1105 (307 amino acids)
Source: RefSeq, a predicted model, not a curated record
AUACUUAUGUCAAAGUGGCGGUGGCUGAUAGUAGUACAGCAAUGAGUGUUAACCUGAGUUAACUUAUAUUUUAUACAAUGACUGUUCAUAUUGCAACUGAAAUGAAAAUAGAAAAACUAUCUAAUAUUUAAAAAUGUAUUUUAUUUAGCUGUAUUGUAGACUUAGUUUUAGUUACCAGCUAAUGGAUAUCUAUAAUGAUCAUAAUUUUUCAGCUGACUUUCCCAAGCCAUUUGCAAGACCCAUGAUCAUGCUGAUGAGAGGUUUGAAGUCGGUGACGGCGGUGGAGGGCUCCACCGUCACCUUUGACGUCCGGUACCACGUGACCUCCCAGGACCUGAUGCAUACCGUAUGGUACGUCGGAGAAGAGAUGGCCAUAGCACCUAACAGGCAUUUCGACAUUAAACAAAAGUGCGCCACUUGGGUGCUUAUCAUCCGCCGCGUCACACCAAACAUGGCUGGCGAGGUGAAGGUGCAGCUCAGAUUCGCAUACCCGGGCUAUUCCGUGAUCCUCGGUACUUCCACGGCGAUCCUGGACGUUAUUCCCAAAUAUAGUAAGCGGGCCAAGAAGGUGCCAAAAGACUUCCUCCAGGGCCACUUGGACAUCAUGCCCUGGGAUUUCAACUUUGUAUACCCGAGCCACAAACCUAAAUGUACCCUUCCAAAUGGAUGGGUGAUGCCGCAUUGUCGCAGGGCGCUGGAACUAUAUACAAACAUUCGCAAGCCUCAUCGGAAUCAUACCAAAAUAUAUUUGUCACUCAUUCGGUUCCGGAAUGGCAAAUAUUUCAUUCAAAAUACGUUCGGAGGAGAUCAAAACUCCUCGGUCGUGGUCUACAUGCAUUCCGACAUCUUUCACGACCACCACGACAUAACAAAAGUCACCCACAUAGGCAUAGAGUGGCUAGCACCAAGCUGUAGGUGCCAAUAUCUUGUCGAAGAGGAAGUGGACCCCGGCGUAUUUAAUCAAAUAGCAAUUACAAAAAAACAUUAUGUAAAUAUUAAGGCGCCCCCCUUUGGAUCGCUUGUCCUCAUACGUAUCAGUAGCUUCAGGACAAGGAAGCUACCCAACAUCCACGACGAUUUUGAGAAAUUCCGUCCUCCAAUCUGACAACGAAAAUGCCCGAAAGAUGUUUACUGCAUCAUCAAGCCUUUACAAUCGUACCACAACUUCAUAAGAAGGACUGGAGGUAUCACAGGCAGCGGUGCAUUUGGCCAAGUCCGUCUAGCUUUAGGUUAUGAUUAUCCAUACGUGGCUGCAAAAAUAAUUUGCACGCCGACUGACAUGAGCAAAGAUCAGGCACAUAAUGAAUUCUUAGCGUUCAAGAGCGUUAACCAUCCCGGAAUAGUGACCGUCAUCGAUAUUUUUUCGUCCAAGGAUAUGGUCAUCUUGAUUGAAGAAUAUCUAUCCGGUGGGAACUUGUUAUCACGGAUUAAUCAAACAGAACAUUUGGGUGAAGUGGAAAUCAUGGAUUACAUACAUCAGAUCCUUGUUGCGCUGAAGUAUAUGCACUCCAUAAGCAUGGUUCAUGAGGAUAUUAAACCUGAAAAUGUUGUUUUCGCGACCAGAAACAGUAACGUUUUAAAACUUGUCGAUUUAGGUCUCGCCAAAUAUAAUUUAUAUAGACUUGACAUGGCCUGGGGAUACAAGAUCCCAAGAGAGGUCAUCAAACCAGCGUGCGAUAUGUGGCGAGUGGGAGUUAUGACCUAUCGGCUUUUAUUGGCGCUUACGUUACCGAUGACCGCUCCUUCUAGAUACCCCAGCAGAGUAAUGUUGCGUGAAGAUUCAUUCGAUCACGACAUUCAGAAGCUAUUCAAAUUUUCGGCAGCUGCGAAGGAUUUUAUGUUUAACCUGAUUAGGGUCGACCCUUCGCUGCGGUUCACAGCCGAGCAGGCGCUUGCGCACCCGUGGUUCAGGGGCUACACCCCUCCAUUAUGUCAUCGAUUCACAUUCUCCUCGUACCACGAGGUAGUGCGCAGUCGGCUGGAGUAUUUGCUCGAUGUGCAUAUAGCACUGUCCGAGUUGCAAAUGUUCCUGGUCAUAGCUGAGGCCAGUCGGCAACGAGAGGCUACUUUACAAUAUUGUAAUUGAUUGAACAUUUAAAAGUUAAUUAUCAAUUAGAUUAGUUUAUGUAUCCUGUCAAUUAUUAAGUCCAUUCACAGUCAACUCUACAUCCUAUUAGAUCACCCUUGACGUACAAUAACUGUUUAAGUAAAAUGCAAGAAAUUUAAAGUGCGAGGAGAAAAAAUAUUGGUUCUUAUAUGAGUAAAGUGGGGCUGAACGCCUGGAGGACGGUCGACUAAAUUAUGUAGUUUAGAAAAUUGUGACUCGAUCUAGAUUCAAGGAUUACUUCCAUCGAAUGGCCAGUUGUAUAUAUUGGAUGUGCGGAGACAGGGUCCAGCACGGAACACUUACUGGAGACUUGUUUAUAACUGACUGCGAAAUGCAAAAGCUGCAGAAAUCUAGUGAUGUCGAAAGGAAUAAAAAGCUCUACAUGUAAGACGGCUGCGUGUGGAGUGUAGAAGUCUUGAAGAUACCACUUGUGGAGCGAGAUACCUCAGCGUCAAAUGAAUAAUUGGACCGCAAUUUGGAAUAAAAUACAGCGAAAUGAACACUAAUUCAAUCAUUUCAGAAAAAAUAAUUGCAAAAGCCAGUGUAUUUAAUCUUUUCAAGUGUCACAAUACAUUUAAAGUGAACUUAACUAGUAGUGAUUUUUUAAUAUUAGUGUGGUGCGUGUUUAAGAAAUGACUUUUAAAAUGUGUAAUACAUUUAUCUAAAUGGACUCUUUUAAAAUUUGAUCUAAAUGUUAGUUAGUGAUAUUGAGAACAAAAGACUUAUAAAUAAGAAUAAUCGUGAAAUUUAGAAUAUAAAUUAUAAUUUACAACCUGUAAGCGAAUGAGAUGCCCACACUAGAGAAGACACUGAUGAAGCGCGACAGUUUCGCGCUCCUUCGACCUCCUCCUAACCAUGGAUGCGGAGAGCUCGUGUGGGCAGCACAGCGUCACGGCACUUAACACAAGUACUCAUCAAGCUUCAAGCAGGCAAAUACAAGAUGGCGGCCGGGAAGAGGAAACUGAAACAGCGUGAGAACGUCUCUCACACAACCGGCUCACAGUCGGUGGACACAGGAAUGACGAUACUUGUGCAUUACAUAUAGGUUGUAAAUUAACAAAGUAACGUGUAAUAUGUGUAUAACAUCCUUGGACCAUCUGAUCACUAAAAGUGCAAUGGGAUACUCUAGAUAAAGUGAUGGAACUAAGUGAGAAUGAGAAAUUUUGGCUUAAAAGCAAGUGAUCAUAUCGUGCAACGAUUUAAAACGAAAUCUCUUAUCGAAUAUGUAUUUGUGUAGUUAUAAUUGUGUCGAUGUUUUCUUUUAGACUACGAAACAUUUUUGAAACUUAAUAAUAUCUAGUAGUGUCAUAUAAUCACAUUAAAACUCUAUGAAUAGAUUUAGCUCGUUUCACUCAUACCUCUAAUAGAAAAUACGGAGUUUGAAAUGCUUAAAUUGUCCAUUUUCAGGAACUCUAAACAAAUAUAUCCUGAAAACAUUCCAUUCUUCAAUGCGCGCAUGUAGUGAGGCAACUUCAAAAUGUUGCGCAUUUUAUACAACCUUUAGCCUAGCUAUGCUUCGGACAAUUUGUUGCCUCAUGCAUUUUGAGUUUUGUUAAACAAUGGCAUUUGUAGAUUCUAUUCUAGUUAUAAGUAUGUACCAUUGUUAUCAAGUUCUCAGCUUAGGUAACCGAUACCAGAAGAGUAGGAAGAAGUCAGCGUCGAGUCAUGAUGAAGCAUUUCCGCAAUCGCUGUGAUCUGCCAAACGAGCAUUACUACGCAGGUUCCUCCAACACUUUCAUUUGAAUGGGCCGCCACGACUUCGCAGGCUAUGAUGUUGGAAGCCACUUGAUCAACAUACAACAAAGCGCAGUUCUUCGGUGCGGACACUCGGCAAGCGUAAGGCGAUCGGGAUCGAAGAGUUUAUCGCGAAGCAUCAGCCGCAGUGAAGUGUAUCCCGGUUCCCGAGAGGUAAGUGCUCCAUAAAAAGACAAUCGGAGUCAAUUAUAAUUGAGAUUAAUGGAACUUACCCUAGGACCUCCUUGUUCAAGGCGACCACUUCACCUGAACCAUGCACGUGGGGUCCGAGUCAUCAGUAAUACAAAAGCAGACAACGAAAUAUCGGCUGCAGGGGCUUGGCCAUCGAAGAGUUCGUCAUAAAGAUUCGGCUCGAGAUACGACAAUGUGUCCCCAACCCUGAGGAACUCAAGUUCCUCCAACACUUUCAUUUGAAUGGGCCGCCACGACUUCGCAGGCUAUGAUGUUGGAAGCCACUUGAUCAACAUACAACAAAGCGCAGUUCUUCGGUUUGUUAAUCGGAAAAUAGUUGUGUAAUAUGAAUACAUAUAUUAUUCUAAUUAAUUAUUGUCCGAUUAACAACUAGGUGCGGACACUCGGCAAGCGUAAGGCGAUCGGGAUCGAAGAGUUUAUCGCGAAGCAUCAGCCGCAGUGAAGUGUAUCCCGGUUCCCGAGAGGUAAGUGCUCCAUAAAAAGACAAUCGGAGUCAAUUAUAAUUGAGAUUAAUGGAACUUACCCUAGGACCUCCUUGUUCAAGGCGACCACUUCACCUGAACCAUGCACGUGGGGUCCGAGUCAUCAGUAAUACAAAAGCAGACAACGAAAUAUCGGUCUGUAAAUCAGACAAUAGUUUGCGUUAAUGAAUAUUUUAAAAUAUUCUAAUUAAUUAUUGUCUGAUUUCCGAUAGGCUGCAGGGGCUUGCAGAGCCUCGCGGAAUGAGUAUCGCUAGGCUGCAGGGGCUUGGACGCGUCUAGGGUGGCCAUCGAAGAGUUCGCCAUAAAGAUUCGGCUCGAGAUACGACAGUGUGGGAUACAUUCCUGAGGAAUACAAGAUGGUCGUGCUUGGAGAGCGCCAGCGUUGAGGGGACCAGCGAGAGUCAGGAAGCGUCAACAAGAUGCCUUAGACUGUUAGUGGAUAUCAGAUUUGUUUGCCGUUCAUGCCGUCACUAGAGCAAGAUGGGGACGUACUCAUCGAUGGACAACAUCUAGGUGUGUAGAAACACAAAUAAUUAGUUAAAUGUGUUUAAUUAACAUGUUGCAAUUAUUUGUCUUUCUACUGCACAAGCUUGUGGCGGAGAAUUUCAUGACUUCGAGAUGGCCAGCGAUGCAGAGAUCGAGCGUCGGGUGCGGCCUUCGACCAGAUAUUUUAGGCCAAGUUAGGUGAUUUUCAGGAAAAAAAUACAUAAGUUAAAGUCUUCACAUUAUCCUCACUAAUUGGUUAAAGUAACUGUAGUGUUUAAUUGUAUUUAUUAAUUGUCUUACUUAAUCUAUUGAGCUUGGACACAGAAUAUCAUCUAAUAAAACAAUUUGCAGUAUUAAAAGUGUGGUGAGGAUAAUGAGUCCUUAAUUUGUGUUACUUAUUUCCUGAGAAUCACCCUCUUAGUAAAAAAUAAUAU